UAUGAAUGAACAAAGGACGUCCGCUAAUUACAUGAAAAUAAUUUUACCAAAAAUGUAGUGAAGGAUGUGAGUUUGGAACAAGAGAAAACAAAAAAUCUUCUGUCUAUGAAUAGUUUGUUCAUUGUUAUACCCUUUCAGUCAACUCAGUAAAUUCAAUCAAUUUCAAAUAAUGACUUCUCGGUGGAUAAUUGAAAAAGAUGUUUCCAGUGAUUGGUUUCUUUGUAAAGGUAAUGAAAUUAGUGCGGUUGAUUCAAAAAAGUGCCAAUUUCCAGCUGGACGCAGGAUAAAUGUAAUGUUGAAUGAUCCACCUCAACCUGAUCAACAGGCUGAUCAAGAUUCAGACAGUUACACUCAAUGGAAAUUUAGUGUUCGCUCAGUUGCAGCCAUUGGUUUAACCACUGAUCAGUCUUAUGGUCCUGGGUAUAGUAUAAAGGGUUUCAUUUAUGAUUCUCGGGGUAACUUGCGGACUUCUGGGACAGAUUUAGUGACACAGUUUGGUGAUAAAUGGCCAGAAGCAAGUGAAAUAGUAUUGAUUACAAACGAAUCUGUUGACAACCAUUUGAAGAUAUGGAUCAUUCAAGAUCAUCGACCACUUGGAUUAGCUUUGAGCCUAAAUUAUCCACUAAAAGGCCAAUUGAAACCAUUCUUGACAUUCAAUAAACCCGGAAAAUGUUUAAUACACAGAUCAACAUGGAAAGGAAAUCUUGAAACGAUUGAAAGGCCCCAUAAUCAACAGCUAAAUGGAUCAAUCAUUGGAUACUGGCAGCUUAUUCAAUUCAACAGCCAGAUACCGUUACGUCCUCAUGAGGCUACCAUAAUUAGAAGAAGUGAUUAUAUCUAUGAGUUAAUCAUGUCAGGUUGGAAUAAGAUUGAUGUUGAACUAAUGUUUAGUAAAGGGUCAGUUUAUAGAGUGAAAAAUAAACAAAAAACAACGCUUGGUGGACCAGACGAGUGGAUGGUUGAGGAGAGGAAAAUUUUUGGAGCCUUUGUUGGUACAAUUAACAUAAAUUUGACUGAAAACGGAAUGAAAAUGAUAAUUAAAACUGAUCAAGUUAGCUUGAAAUUUAAUCGAUGUGACAAGGAUAAGCCAAAUCCUAUUGAAUAUAAUCCAUUUGUAAAAAGUACCGAUCCUUUUUUAGAAACAGAAAUAUUUUGAAAAUUGAAAUGCCUGCCAUGUUAAUGUCUCUUCAUUAGUCUCUACUGUUAGAGACUAAUGCAGUUAAUGUAAUCAAUAUUUUCUCACAAUUAAAUUCAUAAUUAUUAUAUUA
This is a messenger RNA of Tetranychus urticae (two-spotted spider mite), 1268 nucleotides long. Lineage: Eukaryota; Metazoa; Arthropoda; Arachnida; Trombidiformes; Tetranychidae. The record is from RefSeq and is a predicted model, not a curated record.